Messenger RNA from Ramularia collo-cygni, 1893 nucleotides. RefSeq lists its product as uncharacterized. NCBI's taxonomy places the organism in Eukaryota, Fungi, Ascomycota, Dothideomycetes, Mycosphaerellales, Mycosphaerellaceae. The transcript has a single exon. The record is from RefSeq and is a predicted model, not a curated record. Bases 1 to 1893 code for a protein of 630 amino acids.
AUGUCGCUCCCACAGRGUGGGCAAGAUGCCACUCUCGCCGCCACGUACGAGGCCCGCCCAGGUGCCAGCGAUGCUGCUCCUUCUGGUGUUCACAUCAACGAUGAACAACCAUUGAGCUCCUCGGUCAAGAACAAGUUGGAUGGCCUCGCAGAUUCAGCAGGGUCGACGAAGUCUGCUUCUGAGCAGGUCCCCUCUGCCCAGGGCGCUGGUAACGCUGUCAAGUCCGGCUUCAGCGCUCUACUUGCAGGGGUUAGCAAUCUUGCUUUAGGAGCCAACCAGGCCGUGGCACACAACGCAUCUGACUCGCACCCAGAGAGUGACAAGGUGGAAAAGGUGGACGACCUGCCCAUUCCGGGAGCUUUUGCAGACGCAACAUCUGAAACCGACAAUGCAGAGAAGGUGGACGACCGGCAGAUACCAGGAGCUUUCGAUGACGAAACAUCCGAUACCGAAGACAUUGCUGCUGUUAAGCGAGGUGUGAAGUCUGCUUUCGAUGCCUUACCCACUCCYCCCAGUGCUCAGGAUGUGACGAACUCGCUUCCCACCACGGAUUCCAUCUCCAAGCAGCUUCCUAGCGCGCCAUUGGGAUCCMUCACCAACCAGUCUGAGGCACGACAGACAGCAGAUCAAAAUGUGGAUUCUGUAGGUAACAGCUUAGAGCAAGGUCAAAUCCACCAGGAUGGCAUCGAUCACAUCAAGAAGCAACUUCACGGCCAAGGCACCGGUUCCGUUGCUAGCAACUCACGAGAAACACAGAUCCACCAGGAUGGUAUCUCUCAUAUCAAGGAGCAAAUAUACGGUCAGCGCCUCAACUCGGUAGGUACAAAUAGCACCACAAACCAUCUGGCAGGGCAAGUGCCUCUGGAGCCACGAGGUGUACCGCAGAUUGUGACGGAUAGCCAACGUCAAGCUGGCUUUGCCCCAGAAGCAUCAUCAAACGCCGAAGCCGUGGAAGAGAAGAAGCAGUUGGAGCAAGAGCUCAAACGCGAGGUUCCAGAGUCAACUAUCAAUUCAGCAGGUCCCACCGGUGCAAGUGCAGGUGUCGACAGAGGCAUUCCACAGGUCGUUGCCGACAGCCAAAAGAAGGCGGAUGCAUCACCAGAAGCCUCAGCCAACGUAGAGGCCAUUCGCGAGAAGCAGGAGGUUGAGCGGGAGCUCAAGCGUGAGGUUCCUAAGCAGCCUGCCACCGGCGAUAACUCAUCUACCGUCGGCCAAGCUGUAUCAGGAGGACUCGYAUCUGCUGGUGCCGCUAUCGCUGGUGCCGCUACCUACGCUCGGCAGAAGACCCACGAGGUCACCGGAACGGAUCCUGUCGCAGUGUUGCCCGAAACAGCCCAACAAGCGAUUGAUGGGAAGGUCACCUCCCACACACCGUCAUCGAGCACUGKUACGGGACCAUCGACCGCACAAAAUCUCACAGGCUCGCUUGCAGCAGGCGCAGCUUCCGUGGGAUCGGCAGCCGCAGGGGCCGCUACAUUCGCUCGCGAAAAGACUCAUGAAGCCACCGGCACAGACCCCGUUGCAGUGCUUCCUACCUCUGUCCAGGAAGGCAUUGGCGGGAAUACCACUGCCAAGUCUAACACACGCCACCCGUACGAUAACUCCUCGCACGUUACCCCCUCGCGCAGAGCUUUAAAUGUCAUGAUGGGUAUCCCUAGUGAUGGUAUAGACCUACACUCAGGCAUCCACAACGGCGUUGUAGGCGAUCACUUGGACGACGAUUCAAACGCCUCUCACCGCCAAUCAUCGGGAUCGCACUCUGGACACUGGCAGCCGGGUACUUCUGCGACAGUGGCCCAUGUUCCUUCGCUUCGAGACGUCGAUCUCAGUGCUGGGGUCAAGAACACUGUCGUUGGAAGCGGUGCCAAGGACAGCGGCAUUGUUGACCAGUGA